AUGAGUGUGGGGACGAACGUGGUCUCAGAUGACAAACUGGGGGCCUCAGAGGCAGAGGAGAGGAGCGGAGAGGAGAGGAGAGGAGAGGAGGGGGAGGAGGCGGACCGUGAAGGACACUCUGAAGAUUACUGGGUGAAGGCAUACCUCACACUCUUCCACACAUUCCGAUUUCACACUGCUAAAUCUUCUCCAUGGUGUCCUUAUGAAGUGUCUAACGCCUUGCUGAUCUCUUCGUGUUUCAGCCGAGCCAUAAAGACUAAUCCCGAUGUGCUGCCAACGACACCUCUCACGCAACUGCUGUGGGAUGACUUCUGGGGGACGCCCCUCACCCACAGCGGCUCCCACAAGUCCUACCGUCCCCUCACAGUCCUCUCCUUCAGACUCAACUACAUGGUAUCGGAAUUCCACCCUCGGUCGUAUCACGUGACCAAUGUGGCGCUGCAUGUGGCGGCGACGGGCCUCUUCGCCGUGUUCGCCCGAACCUUGACGCCGCACGCCCGCCUCGCCCGCACGGCAGCGCCCCUCCUCUUCGCCGCCCAUCCCAUCCACACCGAGGCCGUGGCGGGCGUGGUGGGCCGGGCGGACGUGGGUGCCGCGAUAUUUUUCCUCGGGGCACUGCUUUCUUACAUGCGCUACUGCAACUGCGGGCGAGGAAAUGGCCUGCCUGUUGGCUCCACGGGCGGGCGAGUUGGGCGGCGGGCGUGGUUGGGGGCAGCCCUUGUGUCAGCCACCCUCUCCAUGCUGACCAAGGAGCACGGCAUCACCGCCCUGGCAGUGUGCGCCGCCUACCACCUCUUCGUGCACGCCAAACUCAGGCCUCGCGAAGUCUUCUCCGUCCUCACUGAGCGCCGUCACCGCGGGGUGGCGGAGGGCCUGGCCGGCCUCGGGGUGGCGCUCCUCGUGCUCCUCUCCUUCCGUCUCGCCAUUAUGGGUUCGCAGCCGCCGGAGUUCGCCCCAGCGGAUAACCCGGCGGCGGACUGUGAGUCAUCAGGGGUGCGGGCGCUCACUUUCUUCUUCCUGCCGGCCUUCAACGUGUGGCUGCUGCUCUGCCCCUACACCCUGUCCUUCGACUGGUCCAUGGAGGCCAUUCCCUUGGUGACGUCCCUGGCGGACCCCAGAAACUUGGCCUCAAUGGCCCUGUACGCCUCCCUGGGCCUCCUGGCGCUGGCCUCGCUGUUGGCCCUGCGGCGUCGACGCCCGGGGGAAGAUGUGGGAGGAGGCGAGUCGACCACCACCGGUGACGUGACCAUCAUGGCACUCGCCCUCAUCAUCCUCCCGUUCCUGCCAGCCACAAAUCUCUUUUUCUACGUGGGCUUCGUGGUGGCGGAACGCAUCCUCUACAUCCCCUCCAUGGGCGUGUGUCUCCUGGUGUCAUGGGGCGCACACCUCCUCUACGCGCGGGCGCGCACUGUCCGCGCCCGCCGGGUGGUGCAGGCAGCGCUCGUGGUACUCUUCGUCCUCUUCUCGGUCCGCACGUGGAACAGGAACCACGACUGGGCCACCGAGGAGAACCUCUACCGCUCAGGCAUCGCCAUUAAUCCGCCCAAGGCGUACGGAAACCUGGCCAACAUCCUCAGUUCCCAAGGCAAGAAAGAGGAGGCGGAGUGGGCGUACAAGAAAGCGCUCUCCUACCGGUCCAACAUGGCGGAUGUCCACUAUAACCUAGGUAUACUUUUCCAAGAGCAGAAACGGUACCACGAGGCGCUGCAGGAAUACAAACUAGCGAUACAGUUCCGGCCCAGGAUGGCGAUGGCGCACCUCAACAUGGGCCUGGUGCUGGGGCUGCUGGGGCAAAGGGCGGAGGCAGCCGAGGUAUACCGUCACUGCUCACAGCUGGAUGGGUCUGGCCUCAAGGACCCUCGUACCCAUGAGUCCACUAAGAUCUCAGCGCUCUUUAACUUGGGCCGCUUGUACGCUGACGACGGCCACUUCGAGAGAGCCAUCGAGGUGUACCAGGAGGCCGUGGAGAGGAUGCCAUCCCACUACCAGCCGCAGAGCCUGUACAACAUGCUGGGCGAGGCGUUUUUCAAGUUAGAGAGGUUCGAGGAGGCGGAGAGGUGGUAUCUGGAGGCGCUCAAAGUCAAGAAUGACCAUGUCCCGGCACACCUGACGUACGGCAAGCUACUGGCCAAGAUGCAACGCGUGGGGGAAGCCGAGGAGUGGUUUCAGCGGGCCAAAUCUCUCGCUCCAAACGACUCCACUGUUCAUCAACACUUUGGUCAGUUCCUGUCAGAGGUAGAGCGACACGAGGACGCCGCAGAUCACUACGUCAAGGCGGCCCAGCUGGCGCCCUCAGAGUAUGAGAUCAUCUUCAAUGCAGCCAACACCUUGCGGCAAGCGGGCAGGAACAAGCAAGCGGAGGAAUACUACCGCCUCGCCGUCAACCUCAGACCUCAGGAGGCGACUUCGCACAUGAACCUGGGCGCCAUGCUGCACGUCAACGGCAAGCUGCUGGAGGCUGAGUCGAGCUACCUGGAGGCGCUGCGUCUCAAGCCCGAUGACUCCAUCACCAGGACCAAUCUACAGAAGCUGCGGCACCUGUUGGCCAAAAAAGGCAUCAGUCCCUCCAGAUAACCCAGACCCUCCAUCGUCACGUUGAGAAGGGUUGAGUAUCUCCGAGGCUGCCGGGCGUCACAAAUGUGCCCGGAGAGCCUCCAACCAGCCGUCCUAAAGGUCUGUCUCAGAGGCAAGUCCUUCAGUCGUGGUUUUAGAGGAGUGUCGCAAAAAGGAGUUAGAAUUUUCUGGCAGAGUUCCUAGGACAAAUCCAUCCCACACCCUAUGAAGUCUGGAAGCAUCAUAACUCUCGGCUUGCCGCCACGACGACGUGUGGACGGGAAGAAGCUAACGGAGAUCCCUCCCGCCACAUGCUUUGUGCUGGCGUCCAUCUUUACCUGAAGGCCGCGCCAGGACGCUCACGCCAUCUUGGGAGACACUUGUCAAAGCUCACUAAAACUCAUCUAAUGCUCAAGCCUUCCAAAGCCUCUCAGCUUUCCCAGUGAGCAUCAACUUGGUGGAAAGAUGGCGGCUGCGGGCCCUGGCAGGCAGCUCGCUGCGGGGCCUUCUCUUCACGACACCAGUGGGAGGGACCCGCAGCGGUGCUAACUCUGGAUCAUAACAGCUGAUCUAGUCACAUCAUAGAGCAGUAGCGACAGUUCCCAAGUGGGCGUGAAGGCGUCCGGCUAAGAAUCCUGGUGUCGCCAUGCUGGUGCAGUCUCCGCGCUGAGAGACCCGUCUGGUCCACGCUACAGUGCGUCCACGCUGAGGUGUGCGUGGCAGGUCCCUGUGAUCAGCUCUCCAUGGUAUCAGAUGAAGAAAGAUGUGAAAAAAAUAAUCAAAGGAGGACUUCAAUGGUCCAUCCCUCCAACGCAUUUCGCUCAUAAGUGGUCCAGAGGCGCCGCAAUGUAAGUUUGGAGAGUCAGGAAAAGACCAGUGGCGACCUGAGCCCCAGUGCCUCGGUGGCGGGGAGGCCAGGGCGCUGCCUCUCUCAGCGACAGCCAGCGGAAGGAGUCGCUGCUUCGGCAGGCGACUGUGCGGCACUCCGGAAACUCCCGCUAUUUAGUCCAGGUUGUAGUCUAAUUGUUGUGUUUUAUAUAUUUUUCUAUAGAA
Scylla paramamosain (green mud crab) is the source of this 3606-nucleotide messenger RNA. RefSeq names its product protein O-mannosyl-transferase TMTC2-like. The coding region runs from base 1 to 2574 and encodes 857 amino acids. Lineage: Eukaryota; Metazoa; Arthropoda; Malacostraca; Decapoda; Portunidae. Gene Ontology annotation, molecular function: mannosyltransferase activity; identical protein binding. Gene Ontology annotation, cellular component: endoplasmic reticulum membrane. Gene Ontology annotation, biological process: protein O-linked glycosylation via mannose. The record is from RefSeq and is a predicted model, not a curated record. The transcript has 13 exons.